AUGGUAAAUUAUGGGUCCUCAGCUGAACAGAUACUGCUUACUCUUGUUGGUGAGCAUGAGAUGCUCUCGGGCAAGGAAAAUAAAAUGCUUUUUUACUUUGUUUUGGUGGCCAUGCCAUGUGUGCAGGUAAUGUUGUACCAUAUGACCAAUUUCCUGUUUAUAACUAUACGAUAGGCCAUUUUGACUAUGGCGUAAUUUUACUACUACGCCAAGAAUCCUAUCCUUUUUUCUUUUUAUUUAAAUUUAUAAUCAAAGCGAAGUUAAAAUAACAAAAUCCCUUUUUUGUACAGGAAAGUUGCUAGGAAAAUGGCGUCAUCGUGCAAAUAGCCUAUUGCAAAAGCACAUAUGUACAUUUUUCCUACAUUUGACCAUCCCAAGCCAUAACUGAGCUAUUGCUCUGUAUAUUGAUCAACUUACUUUGAGCAACGUAACACAUAUCGCUUGGUCGCUUGGAUAUAAAAUUCUGUUUUGUGGCUCGUUGGUGGUUGUCACUCGCCUACCCGGGCUACUAUGGGUGAGCCAACUUCUUCUGCAUUUCCUUACAAAACUUAGCGAGUCGUGUACAAGAUCGAAGCAAUCUCCGGUCAAGGCGAGAAAGAGCAAGCGCUGUUUUCAGCUCUUAGCUCGGGCAGUGGGGUCAACCCUUUUUUACUGAUAUAAACGCCCGCCGAAGGUGAUUCGGCUGGUUACAUGUUUUAGAAUUUUAUUCAGCAGCCAGAUGAACUGCAAGCGGAGCUAUCCGUGGCUCCGGCUUACGAGUAAAGCGAGAAAUAAGUGAAAUGAAACUAGGACAGCAACUCAUACAGCGAUCACGCAUUUGUCGAAUUUGAUCCAUGGAAUCUACCAGGAGCGAUAAAAUACACGAACAGAAACUGAGGCUCAUCACAUAUGGCAGGGAAAAGAGAACCAUAUAUAAUAUAAGAAGCAAUUUCGACAUUUUUUCUACAUCUGUUUCUCUCGAAAACUUUUUCAAAGGCACAUAGUCGCCAAAACCGAUCGUACUCAAAGUUAUGAACCACGCGUAAAAACUCUCUAAGAAACUCCAGUUUGCAGUAAAGGAGGUUGACAAACUCGCCAGCAUGACAUGCUGGAAAACAAUUAUGUAACCCGACACACAGAUUGUAUUCAAUUUCACAUGCCUUGGCUCGGUCCUAUUGAGAAGAAUGGUUUCAGUUUUGAUAACCAGGGAUCUGACGCCGAUGGCUAAUAGUUCUCACAGUGACUUCAUGGCAAGCAUGGUCAUAGGAAUGCCGAUGGUGCAAAAGAUGAUUGUUACACCUUGACCGAGGGCGCUUUCCAUUUAGGAAAAAAACCCGGAAAUUUGGGUGGUAGCAAAAGUGGAAUUUCCGAUUGGUAAAAAGUUGUUCCAUUUGGUCGUAAACCCCGGUACGUGGCGUUUCCCGACCGUGGACCUGGAACUGGUACAAACUACGAGAAACGUAAAUGGAACACGACAUUCCGUUCGGAAAUUCCAACCGGGAAAACGGGACCACCUUUUUAGAUUUUCCACUUUUUCUGGGAAUUUUCCAGUGGGACGAACCGACGAAACGUGUUCCAUUUACCGCCGAACCGGAAAUUCCGGAAAUUUUGACUAAAUGGAAAGCGCCCCGAGUCUCGUUUUGGGUGUUAUACUUCCAUAACCUGAAAAUGCAGAAUUCAGGAGUUGCUACUACUUGAUUUAAACUAAUUAUUAGGUUGCAUAUUACCAGUAAAUAUAUAUAUAUAAUUUGGGCAAAGUGGAGUUUAUAUAAUAAUAAUAAUAAUAAUAAUAAUAAUAAUAAUAAUAACAAAAAAAGAUGCUGCAGACAGUGUCCGAUUUUGAAUGAAUCUUUGAAAUCACGGAGUGAAACGUUUUAUAAUCAUUACAAAAUGAUUUUUCCAUCCCCACUGUGCAUUUAAUCACAUUUCAGUUACUGUUUUGAAACCUUCAUCGUUGACGGUACCUUACAAUAAUUAGUAUUUUUCUCUUUACUAAAAAAAGCUGGCAGAGAGAAAUAACUUCCAUGCGUUAUCUGUGGUUUACCUAUCGUGGUACGAGUAGCGAGAACGAAAUUGCAGCUGUUGAAAAAAUUGCAGUCCAGUUCUUCUUUCGCCUUCAUUGCUUCAGCGGCUAUUUUGACAAAACUAUUAAAUUCAUCGUCUGUCAUGUUAUAUUGAAAUUCUACUUCAUUUCUUAGGUCCUUUAGCAUCCUUUCCAUUCGUUGGUGUGCUGUUUCGUCCAAUUUCUCGAUCAUGGUAAAAAUCCAGGCUAUAAACAAGGCAUACAGGUAUAAUAUGAGGAUCUGCAUAAUUGCCUUGCAGAGAAGACGACGCAUUUUGCUAUAAAAAGGGAAUUGGUAGUAAGACAAAAUUACUUAAUAUGUUACGCAAUUAGACGGAAUAAAUAAAUGAAUAAAAAGGAAAAAAAUAGUGAAUUUACACACUUACCUGGUAAUACUUACAAAUAUUAAACUAGAUUACAGCAGUGUUAAUUCCAUUUAGUAUAUACACACUCAGUGAUCUUAGUAAUUCAAGCAAUCUGAUUGGUUAGCUAUUUCGCACUAUGACGUUAUAUUCACCGCGCUAGGCGGUGAAUAUAAAGCAGAACAAAAUCGCUGUCGUGAACUGGGUGUUUUGCCAAAGUUUCAUAGUAAAGUUUUUUUUGAAAAUACACGAAUAUCCAAGUGCCGAUGACUUUGAAAGCAAGAAAAGACUUCAUGGUGUUUAAACAGCGUGAUUUAUUAUGAAGUGGUUUACUGUUGAUGACUUUUUGUACGCUCGAAGCUAUGUUUACCAUUACAGAGGAAAACGAGGUCGCUUUGUCACUGUUUUGUGAUUUCGGGAUUUUCUCGCAAGACCAAUUUUUCUUAUAAAUAGAAGUUAAUUUAUGGAGAAAAGAGGAAGGCAAAUAUUUUCGAAAAUUGUACAUACCAGCAAGUUAACAAGGCAAAGAACAUUGGAGAUAAACAACGCUCACCUUGUUCGUAGCCGCUGUUGACAGCAUUUGUAAGAAGCUACAAAGAAAACUUUCUCAUUCACGGUGAGUUUUUGGAGUUAGGAAACAAGACUCAGCGAGGAAAAGAAAUGUUUCCAUUUUUUAUAUUGCUCGGUGUCUUAUUUUCCAAUUGGUAUAUAUGUCUCAGAUAAAACAAGAAAAAAUUGUUGUGAAUUGGGAAACAUUCUUUUUCAGCAGAGAUGAUAUCAAUGUGGGCCCUAAUGAAUGAGAAUUUUAAAUAAGAAUGUAACAAAAUAUGGAAGUGCAGAUGCAAGAAAAAUACUGUAAAAAAAGUCUUUGGCAUCUCUUUGUAUUGAGAUAACGAUUUGCACAGCUAUGCUGAGUCGUGAAGUCCAUCAGUUUAGGUUUUUGCUCCUUUGGUAUAAAAUGGAUUUCUUUCGAAAUUCAAUUGACAAAGCCAGAAAAAACAACAUGAAUGGAAUACACUGUUCCUCGUCAUAGCAUCAUGGCUGACUUGCUGAUCAUGAAAAAUAUGAAAAAGUUUGCACCUUCACUUACGAGUCCUUUCAAGAACUUGGAACUUUUGUCUUUGGCUUUGGUGAAGAUUUCGAACGGAUAACGCAGUUUUUAUUAUUGAAAAAAGCUAAAGCCGGUCUCCUGCUGUUCACCAAAUAGCAGCGCUAUAUUCAGAAAAUCUGCACCGCAUAUUCUCUAGAAUUAUUGUCCGCUAUGGAUUGCUAGGGACUGUUAUCGAGUUUUGACAAUCGAUAAAACUGGACUUCGAUUUUUAUUGAUAAAUGGAUCCGGAUAACAAUUGGCGAAUGAUAUCGACUGAUACCGACUACCCGUUUGUUAUAUCGAUUUAUAUUGAUUGACUUCGUCUAGUAUAUAAACACCAAUGAAAUACCAAACUACGAGGGCACCCAACAACCGAAUGUUUCCAAAAACGUGCCAGAAGUCACGUGUCUUACAAUUAAUAGUUUUCUCUACAUUUUAUAACAUUGUUUGGUUAACUGUGGUGCUACACGAAACUAAGUUCGCGUUCAAUAUUCUUGUGGUUUUUUUGGUGUGUGUGCGUGUGUGUUCUAUUAGAAAUAAAAUGCUGGUUUUUGAUGUUUUGGCUCAUUAACCGCUUCAAACAGCUCAUGCAGGCCUUAGUUAAAAUGACGAAAGUCACUCGAUGGGUUCCUUUCCUUCCACAGUGAUCGUACCGCGAAUUUUGCCCUUUAAGUGCUCGCGAAUUUAAAGUCUCUCAAGAAAUUUGUUAACAUGCCAAAUAACAAUGGCGGUCUUUAUACAACUUCACUUUAAAAGAAAAACGUAAGAGAUCUGAUUACAAGAUGUUCUUAUAUACAGAAAAAAAAUCUUCUUUUUCCUGUAUACUUGAUAGCCGCAAAGCACGUUUCUUCUUUUUCUCUAAAUUUGAAACGCAUUUCAGUGCCGUUAGCUUAAGCUAAAUGGGAUAAGCUUAUAUCAUCGUCAAAAUAGCCUGUAAUGCAAGAUCAGGCUACAGUUUCCGCCGUUUUUAAAACAAAUUGUCCUUUUUAUUCCUACCAUCUGAAUUGUUCAUUUGACUGAGAACCGCGGUGACCUUUCUCGAUUUCGCCAUUUUGACAAACCUUGCUGGAGAAGUAGAUUGAUAAGGUAUAGAAUUGAUGAUGCGCAAUCACAAUCCGGCGAAAGAGUGCUCUAUUAGGAACUUUAACCAGCAAAUAAACCCUGAAAACGUUUUUUUUCUUUUCAAACGGGUUGUCCCAAAAGAACACUGCGAAACGUUUAACUGCCCGUUUGUUGUGUACUUCCCAAGUCCAGUAAAGCGAGUUCUGGUCGGAGGUCUACUUCACAAAGAGCGAAACAGUUGACUUGACUUUUUUUGUUUUUGCCUGAAGUGGCUAAAAUGUGUCGUUUUUGAAGGUAUUAUUUUUUUUGCUCUUUUUGACAGUUAUGCCUUUCUUGACUGUUCGACCAAUUUCGUUGGUCACGAUGGCACACACAGAAACCGAACUCGGUGUAAACUCUUUUGUUUCAUCCUCGAAGAUUUGCUCAAUUCAGUUAAAUGCUUCAGUGGCAGUCAGUUUUGCAAUUGACUGGAAUGUUGAAGAAGAUCUUUUUUCCACUUACAUUAUUUUGCGAUCAUUUUUCCUGCAUUUUCUACAUAAAAUCAGCUUUUCUUCAAAAAAUCAGAAUAAAAUCAAUUUUAUACUUACAUGAACGGGUUGGAAAGUAAAAUUUGAUAGCAUUUUGUUCUGAAUGAGGGUAUGGGAAGGAUUUUCAGUUGAACAUGCCUAGCGAGCGUAAAAAUCGCAUCCAGUCUAAGGAUUAAUGAGAGAGGGAAAAUUUUAUAUAUUUAGGCAUGACAAAAUGCAAGGGAACAUUUGUACUUAGAAAUAACAUCUCAUAGGCAUAGAAAAAAUGGGUUCAUGCCCUCGCAGCCGACGCAGCCCAAAAUUGACCCAGCCAACCUUAGGUCCCAGAUCUCUCGCCGGGUUGAUCAUUCAUUCCCAGUUUUUGCUCCUCUGGUUUGGCAUGCCGGGCAUGCCGAUGGUGGAGCCACUUGGUUUGGCAUGCCCGGCAUGCCAGGCAAGAAAUUGGCAUGCCCAGCGAGACUGAUUUUGAUGUUCGCUUCAGCAUCAUAUCCUGAGAAUCACAUAUAAUCGCCAAAUAUAUCUUAGGGAGCUUGAAGUUCCAGGUUUCAUGCCUGGCAAUAAAUGCAGAUUAUAACAAAAAAAGUCAUGUUUGUCACAAUGUGUGUCACGGGAUCGACUGGCAAAACUGAAGACAGAAGCCUGGAUUUAGAAAUAAAAAGCACAACAAAACAACAUUAUUCAUGCAUAAAAUAGAAUACUGAACUUGCAAUCAAAGAUCAAUCCUUUUAUUUCAAACCGAUACUGACAUUUCUGGGUCCAGAUUUAAAUUUGAUCGGGGAAAAGCGUCUUAAACAAUAAGAUAACAAAUCUUCUCAGUAUGAACUUAUCCAUGCUUAAGUUUUAUGGCGUCGGAAUGUUUCCUGGCCGACAGCAUUAAAAGACUGGUGAAAAUUAAGCUUACCAGGUCGUUCAAGUCAAUACGAGAGUACGACGUUAAUACUGCAAAGACGUUCGGAUUUGGUGAAUUUGGACUGCCUUCUCAGAGAGAUUUUGCUUAGUUUUUCAGUGCGCUCCUUGUCGGCUAUGCGAAUCUCGCAAACUGUUUUACUCCUUGCUGACGAUAGUCCUUUGAGCAACGUCAUCUGCGUCAUCCGAAGAUACCCCGAGCACGCACGAAAUCGGCCGAAUUUCCGCAGAAGUGUUUUCGGAUGACGAUGAAUCUAGUUUGUUGUAGCGUGGCAGUUGUGGCGUCACGAUGUCGUCAUGUCUCUUCGCACUUGUUUGUCUUUUUUUUCUGCGGUGCAUGGUUGAGAUGUUGGUGAAUGCUGAACAAGAAAUGGAUUCUGCGAGAGACUGUAAGUACAAAUUUAGUAUUAAUUUGGUAAAGAAAAAGCCUGAAUAUUGAACAAAUCCCGUGAAUUAGCCUUUAGGCAUUCAGUUUAUCUUGCUGUUGAGCAUGCCUAAGAACUCCGGCAUAAGUGGUUGUCAUCUCGUUCACUUCGGAUUGUUUCUGUUUGUAUGUCUUGUAAUCUUCUUCUGCUGCUAAGAAGACUAGAGAAAACUUCAAUAAUAAGAAACCAAAGCUAAAAAAAGUCAGAUCUAAUUUUAUAGCUCGAGUAUAAUUAUUUUUGGCACCUACGGUCAUAUUUUUUUCACUGUACUGGUAAAGUUACUUAUUUUUGCUGCAUAGUUUGACUUUUGGAGACAAAAUAUAAUAUCCGUAAAUCAAAUGCCAAAAUCAGAUUUGGAUUUCGCUUUAAAAAAAUGAACAUACCGCGUGUGUCAAUGCAAAGUUGUAAACAACUCAAUAUAAGCAGUCUGUGAAUGUGUGUUUAGGUCCACAAAACUAAUUUUUCUUUUGGACAUCUCAUCCAAGCAAAGACUUAAGGCUUACAUUGCUUGUCUACGAGUGUACUACAAAAUGCUUUGCUACAGUAAGCCUCUGAGAGGCGAUUCUGGUAAAUUUAUAGGACGCUAAAAUGCAAAUAAUUCUAAGCUUAAACAACCUGGCUGGGUCCGACUUUUGAAUUACAAAAUGUUCACGUUUGCCGGCUCUACUUUCAAUGAACAUGGUUUUUGAAAUAAUUUUGUACUAUUUUAUGAUUAAAUUAUGAUUGGGUUAUAAAGCUUUUAAAACGGACGAAAACUAAGCCAAUAAAAAUGUUCAAUGUAAAAAACUAAGAUUUAGUCGCUUUUUCAACUUUGCUUUGUGGGCCGAAAAAUUUACCUUUACGCAAAAACAAAGCAAACAAUGAGGCUUUUAUUCGACAUAUUUUCUGAGAAUUUUAUCUGAUCAAUUUAAUGUCACUAGCAUUAUUUUCGUAUAGGAAUUUUCCUAAUUAUAUGAGCUUUUAAUUUAAUAAUUUUGAUACUCUAUAAACUUCUCAUUUGAUAGCCUCACUUUUUUAUACACCGAUUGAGAAACAAAUUCGCACUCGUUAAAUCCUGUUUUGUGACCUAUUUAUUAGAACACUAGGUAACAUACGAAAUGGUGUAACCGGACAGGCUUUAACCUUUGGUCCUAAUUUAUUUUUUCUUCGCAACCCCUAAUCAGUUGACGGGCCGUGAGAGAAUAUCGCCACAAAAAGAUGCGAAAAAGUUUUCGCUGAGUUUCCUUUACAUAUUCCGGCUUUAUAUGGGUCUACACCUUACCUGCUUAAAAAUGAAACUGUUGUUCAAUUAAGUGUCAGUCAAACUCGGUAUAAUCUUGACUUGCAAAUCCAAAUACAAAGGUUUAUUUCGCAGUAGAAAAGCUUGUAAACAUCAUCGAACAGCACAAUGUAAAUUGGCUAAUGUGAAACCACGUUUCUUUCACUUUAUUUACCAUGCAUUUAUCUCAAUUGCACACUCUUGUGAAAUUAGCCUCAGACAAUUAGUUGCGACCUUUAACAGACUCAACAAGCCAGUAUGAAAAUAUGUUAAGAGAAGCUGAGUCUACAUGUUCUAUUUCUUUUUUUCAUAUUGCGCUUGCAUGUGUUAACAUUCCAUUUCUUUUUUGUUACAGGUAACUUCCAGACAUGACGAGGAGAUAAUUACUUUUCUAGAGAGCAAUUCUUUGAUACUGUCAGUUAUUACUGACUUACUUUGAGUUAAAAACAAAGAACACAGACACUGGUAAUGACACAAAAACAUUAAUCCCUGGCAAGCCUACAAAACAAGAAAGAGGAACUCAGACUUUCUAACAGCUUUUCUAACGUAGGGAAAAUUGCGUUAGAGAGAUUUGUAAUUGCAACGUUAUAUUCAAGCACAUUGCAUUGUCAAACAUCAUAAUUUACUGAAUAAUGAACAAUGAUUUUGGGGCUUAGCUCAGUUUGUAAUGAACUUUGAAAGAUAUUCUAUAACCUUGUAUUUUUAAAAGCUUUCAUGGAACAUAGAUGCAUUUUAUUAUACAGUGAAAAUAGUCUCUGUCUCUCUUUUUACUGAUUUCAGUCAAUUCCAUUUUAUUCGCAAUGUGAAAUGAGAAUCCUAUUAAACACUCAUUAAAAGGGGUGAGGAGUUUUUACAAUCCCCCAACAGGUCAUCUCCACGAUGACGCUGUUUUAUUACUACCGACGAAUCCCUCAGGGUUUUACUUGCUUGUGAAAAUUAGAGCUUUUGUUAUUUAAAGUUCUCUGGGACAACCAAAUCUAUGAAAAUGAGAGGAAUAGCAAUGACGUCAUCGUGUAACCGUACAUCAAAAGAUAAGCACUGUGAUCUGUUUCGUUUUUUUUGUUUUUAGCCAGGCUUAAAAUAUCUGUAGAUUCAAGGAAUUAUAACCUGUGCGUUGAGAGCAUGCCAGAUACCAAUUUUGGCAUGCCCGGCAUGACCCAGAUUAUGGCACGCCCGACAUUCCAGAGAAUUUAGCAUGCCGGGCAUGUCAGAAAAUUUGGCAUGCCCGGCAUGCCGGAGAUUUUGCUGGGUAUGAAUUACUUAUUACUAGAACUUAGGGUUCUCGCGGCCUGGGUGAGAAGGUCACAGAACCUCAAAUUAUGCUUACAGGGCAUGCGAAAUUCUGUUGCAUGCCAAUUUCAAUGCAAAACUACUCUAGGGCCACCCCCUCUAUUACCAGUGAGCAAAUCAUUGACGAUAGGCAUGCGAAAAAUCCAUGCAUGCUAACCAACAACGAAAACAUAGCAGAAAUGUCAUCAAUUGCUGAGUCAUGCCCUAGGGGAGGCUUUAAAAUACAGAAUUUCCUGACAUGGAUGAGGAAAUUUUCCGUAAACAGAAUGUGGGCAUGCCGGAUAGGACGUAUUGCCUCCGUAUUGCCCCUUCUUACAGCUAGCUAGGCUCAUUUUUUAGGUUCCAUGGCCUGAAAUGACGAAAAAUUCAUGCCCUAAAUGUAAAAAGUCCAAAAACGUCCUCGAAAUUUUAGUUUCCAAGCCGUUCAUGGAUAGUUGUCUCCUUAAGCUUUGAGAAAUUUCAAUAACUCAAUCACAGUCUGAAUCGGUUUUUUAGAAAGUGCUUCUUAAUACUGCAAAACACUGCAAUCAGGAUUUUUUUCCCUCUAGUCAGGGCAAUUAACAAAAUAACAUUGCUUUCAGCAUGCUCAUUUGCCUCCUAAAUCAUUGAUGAUCUAAAACUGUAAGUUGUUAACCUACAUGCUAAUUACUUUAAAGAGAACGUAUUUCCAGGUGAGAAGAUAGAUCGGGCAAAAAGUGAUUAUUGUGUAUGCUGGAAAACUAAGAUGUAAAAAAAUAAAAAAAUUAUAUAAAUGAAUAAAUAACAGUAAUCUUUCCAGUUAUAAGUGCAAUAGAAUCGCUGUUGUUGUUGUCGUUAUGAAUGUUACGUACAGUAAGUUUCUUUUUUUAAAGGCUGAAUUUUUGAUGUAUUGUCCUUAGGAAAUUCUAUCUUAAGUGUUCAUUUCCUUUCCAGCUGAGUGUACCUCAGUACGGACAGAUUGACCAUCAGCUAGGUGAAUGAAUACUGAAUAACUUCUCCAUUCCCUGCUUUGUUGACUCCAAAUGUAUAAUAUUCCGGAAGAUGAAUAGUUGUUAAAGUUAUAUUAAUUACAAACCAAGCUUAAUUAGAGACGUUUCAAGCAAGUGCCUUUUUUUUCUGAAAAGUAGUUGAAGUAUGGUCUACACCACACUUGACAACACACUUGACCAAUAAGAAAUUGAAGACAUGUACACGUGCAGCAGUUCCAAGUUUCUAAUAAUGAACGGAUAAAUUGACAUCCAUGUCUCGCUUAGCGAAAAAGCAUUGCGGAAGACGGCAAGCGCAAGCCCUAUGGCGAUUUCUUUGCCAAAAAGUGCGUUGUUCAGCCAUUCUAGUGAAAGACUGAGGAAGACGUCGCUUGUUUUUUGUUUUGUUUUGUUUUUGUUGUUUUGUUCUGUCCCCUCCAAGUACUCGUAAAAAACGAAGCACAUAAGCAUCUCUUUUACAGUUCAAACCCUUAGAGUUAAAAAUAACAAAAAAAUAAAUAGGAAACGGCAAAAAACUCUUUUCCAGAGCAAAGGCCUCUUAGUUUAAGCUUUUGACGCAAUUAGUCACGUUAAAUGAUUUUACUGCGAUAGGUGAUUGACAGCUUGUACUUCAAGUACAUACUUUGUCAACAAGUGUGAAGCCAUGUUCACGAAAAGAGCGGUGUUUGAAUCAAUUUGGUACGUCAGAUUUCGUUCGGUUCGCCAAAGCGUUAAGUUCGACACAGUCUGUCGAACUUUUGUCGAACUUAACUUAGGCUCGAGACACGGUGCUUCUGAACCAGUCCUAAAGUAGUCGAAGAAGGCCGCAGCAAACCAACAAAUUCAUUUAAAUACCGCAAAAUGUUACAUACUAGAGUACUUACCGGCGAAAAUAAAAGUAAUGUUACGCGGCAGUGAUUCUCACUCGUGAGCUUGGGGUACCUUUGGUUAGGGUUUGAUAUUUAGCAAUUAAUGAAUGAGGCUGAGUAGGAAGUGAAGAAUUAAGCAGAUCGAGGAUGGUGUUAUCCACCGAGGCCGAAGGCCUCGAGAUCUGCUUAAUUCUUCAUAUCUUACGAAAGCAGAAUUCAUUAAUUGCUUUAUUAUUCAUUCAAAAUAACUCUUAGUUAAAAAACAUAGCUAAAACCUGCUUACCUGUAUCGACGUUAAGUUCAGGUUCGAUAGUAUACAUUCAGGUUUGUCCAGCUCCGCAAAUAUUCUCCAAAUAGCAGAUGUAGCCCUCAAAGUUGUCUUUUUGCAGUUUUUGCCAUGUUUUUUUAGCUGUUAUUUCGCCUGGCUCCAGCUGUAGUUCUUACUCUUGAAACGAGUGAAAUGUCCGCCAUUUUUCAAGUUCACAACCAAAACAACUCAACCUCGUCCCCAUGUCUUCUCGGUUAACGGUGCAUUAACCUGCAAGAACGCUGCAUUUUUGACGUCAUUUACUCGCUAAACACAAAACUCUUCCAAAUUUGGUUAUCGGUACUGGUUUUGGUGAAUUAAACGUGUGUUUUUAGCCAAUCAGAAUCGGGGAAAUAUUUUGAAUGAAUAAAAAUAAGGUUUAGUUCAAAUUUGGGACGCGACUCAUUCAUAGAUGGCAGCAUUUUUUCCCCAUCUACGAAUUAAAAGGCACCAUAAAAUACAUAACGCGGGUAAGACUCAGGUCACACCCGUUGGCGCAUUAAAUUCGUGGAUGAUCUGACGGUUUUGGAAGCUCUACCUCGCAAUUCGCCAUCCUUAUUGAAUGUAGUAGUUGAUGAUAAUUAA
Messenger RNA from Porites lobata, 11666 nucleotides. Lineage: Eukaryota; Metazoa; Cnidaria; Anthozoa; Scleractinia; Poritidae. The record is from the annotation of a GenBank genome assembly.